Messenger RNA from Torulaspora delbrueckii, 1053 nucleotides. It is a transcript of the gene MIG1, whose product is annotated as transcription factor MIG1. The transcript has a single exon. NCBI's taxonomy places the organism in Eukaryota, Fungi, Ascomycota, Saccharomycetes, Saccharomycetales, Saccharomycetaceae. The coding region runs from base 1 to 1053 and encodes 350 amino acids. Gene Ontology annotation, molecular function: RNA polymerase II cis-regulatory region sequence-specific DNA binding. Gene Ontology annotation, cellular component: nucleus; cytoplasm. The record is from RefSeq and is a predicted model, not a curated record.
AUGGCUGAGGAAGCUAGCCAAGUGGCCAGUGCUAAUACAGAGCCCAAAAAAACUAGAAAUUCCGGUAAAGACGCGCCCAGACCGCAUGUAUGUCCUAUAUGCCAGCGAGCAUUCCGUCGGUUAGAACACCAAACUAGGCAUUUAAGAACCCACACGGGUGAAAAACCACACGCCUGUGAUUUCCCAGGCUGUGCGAAACGGUUUAGUCGUAGCGAUGAACUAACCAGACAUCGUAGAAUCCAUACAAAUCCACAUCCGCGAGCUAAGAGAGGGCGUAAGAAGAAAAUCCCAGUUGAAGAGCCAGGGAAAUCGUUUGCAUCUUUCGAAAUAGGCGAUACACCAUCACCAUCGCCGCCUCAGACAGGAACAGUGGUUUCACCACCCAUUUCAACCAGCAAUAGCAGAACUCGUCUCAGCGCACUAUCGCCUUUACAGGCAAUGACUCCAGCUACAGGUUAUAUGGAUACUCCAGAGACUAGUAGGGGCACCCAGGGCAGACAUAUCGUACUACCGCGACCUGCCUCAUUGACAGAUUUCCACUUAGUAAACCACGGCGCUAUGCACAAGGGAAUGAAGCGGCCUAAGUCGGCAUUAUCGUUGAACAAUCUACUCAACGCACAAAGCACAUCCUUUGGGAUCAGCAGCGGUCAAAACUCAGACUCGGACUCCGACUACGACGAAGACGACGGCUUAGAAGAACCCCACUCCCAAGAUGACGACCACUACGAAGAACAGGCACGUAAGAAGUCAAAGACAACUACUCCCACUUCGAGCUUAAGCAGAACUACGAGCUCAACAAGCUUACACAACAUAAUAGGCAUGCAACCGUUAGUCCCGCCGCCAAUGACUACUACAGCAAACUUCCCACAAGAGCUCAAUGAUAAACUACUAGCAAUACAGCAAGAAAGACAGGCUACAACCCGCACAUCACUGACACCCGCAGUAACGGCACCUACAUCACCAUUGAUGUCCCCGCUACCCCAUUCCACCCGCGAAAGUGAGAAUUCACUACCACCCAUACGGAGUUUGCCUCUCCAGUUCCCAACAGGCUAG